AUACGAAAAGAGAACGAAUGCAAUUAGAAAAUUCCUUGGGGGAUAAUAGACCUUUGGCUCCUGUGGUGUUUUGUAUUAUUUCUAGGGAAAGGCCUUUGUAAAUGGACUUGGGGAACUACAGCACCAUCACGGAGUUUAUCCUCCUCGGGCUCUCUGCCAAUCCCCACGUCCAGGCUGCACUCUUUGUGCUCUUCCUGGGGAUUUACCUGCUGACCAUCAUGGGGAACCUGAUGCUGCUGCUGGUGAUCAGGAUUGAUUUUCACCUGCACACACCCAUGUACUUCUUCCUGAGUCACCUCUCUUUUGUCGAUAUCUGCUUCUCUUCGGUCACUGUGCCCAAGAUGCUGGAGAACCUUCUGUCUCAAAAGAAAACAAUAUCAGUAGAGGGCUGCCUUGCUCAAGUCUUCUUUGUGUUUGUUGCUGCAGGAACUGAAGCCUGUCUGCUUUCUGCAAUGGCCUAUGACCGCUAUGCUGCCAUCUGCCACCCUCUGCUGUAUGGACAGAUCAUGAGUAAACAGCUGUAUAUGCAGCUUGUGUGGGGCUCGUGGGGACUGGGCUUUCUGGAUGCACUCAUCAACAUCUUCCUAGCUGUGAAGAUGGUCUUCUGCAAGGCCCAAAUCAUCCCCCACUACAGCUGUGAAAUGCACUCUCUCCUCUCACUGUCCUGUUCCGAUAUCUCCAGCAACCUCAUUGCCUUGCUCUGCUCCACUCUUCUACAUGGACUCGGAACCUUCCUUUUGGUCUUCUUAUCCUACACCCGUAUAAUCGCCACCAUCCUGAGCAUCAGCUCCACCUUAGGCAGAAGUAAGGCCUUUUCCACCUGCUCCUCCCACCUCAUCGCAGUGACCCUUUACUAUGGCUCAGGUUUGCUCCGCCAUCUAAUGCCAAAUUCAGGUGCGCCCCUUGAGCUGAUCUUUUCUGUGCAGUAUACUGUAGUCACUCCCAUGCUGAAUCCUCUCAUCUAUAGCCUGAAGAACAAGGAGGUGAAGGCAGCUCUGGCAAGAACUUUGGAAAAGUAUUUGCAACAUAUCAGGUGCUGAAAUGAAAACAGAGCAUGGUGGAGAACUGGAACAUAUCUGCAUACAAAAGGAUAUUAAGUGAGUUUACAAUAGUAAGCUGUACUCCUAACUACUUACAAUGUCAGAUGCCGCAACCUAAAUUAGAAGUGCAUGUGAUAAUGACACAAAGUAAUUAUAGGAAGGAUGGUCCAA
Messenger RNA from Acinonyx jubatus (cheetah), 1211 nucleotides. Its product is annotated as olfactory receptor 8S1-like. Lineage: Eukaryota; Metazoa; Chordata; Mammalia; Carnivora; Felidae. The coding region runs from base 102 to 1040 and encodes 312 amino acids. The transcript has a single exon. Gene Ontology annotation, biological process: G protein-coupled receptor signaling pathway. Gene Ontology annotation, cellular component: membrane. The record is from RefSeq and is a predicted model, not a curated record. Gene Ontology annotation, molecular function: G protein-coupled receptor activity; olfactory receptor activity.